Messenger RNA from Strongylus vulgaris, 354 nucleotides. Lineage: Eukaryota; Metazoa; Nematoda; Chromadorea; Rhabditida; Strongylidae. The record is from the annotation of a GenBank genome assembly.
AUGAAAAUCAUCUGCGAUACCUCACUGACGAAGGGACAAAAGAUGGAAAGAAUCAAAACGGUGUUAGCCGAUGAAAAAGAGGAAAACACGGAAGAGAUGGAGGAAAUUGAAAAGGUUGUCGACCUCUUCGAGUUUUUGGCAAGUCAGGUAAAGGAAGGCAGUCCACAGCGUCAGGCUUACGGGUGCGAACAGUGGGCUAGGGUCACCGUCUUACAAAGAGCGGAGACGGGUAAGAAAGCUAGCUCUUCGAAGGCAGCUAUCCGAAAACUCAGAAGCACUCCGAUUAGCUACCAUCAAGUCGGAACCCUCACUGGACGACAUCGAGAGUUGGAGAUUCUCCUGAGAAGACGGUGA